Molecule: messenger RNA, 1173 nt
Organism: Protopolystoma xenopodis
Lineage: Eukaryota; Metazoa; Platyhelminthes; Monogenea; Polystomatidea; Polystomatidae
Source: the annotation of a GenBank genome assembly
AUGUCUAGCUCCGUGGGCGCGCCCUGCCCGCCUAUUUUGCCAAGCAAAUAUGAUAGCCUUAUUCCACAUAUUCCUAGCAUUAAUAAAGAAUGUGCGCACACCUGGCCAGCUCUUAAGAGCUGGGAUUUGGGGUAUUUUUCUCGGCAUAUCUCCGAACCGCUACGUUUUCGACUUAUUGAAAAAUCUUUCCCCCACAUACAAUGGGAGAACGCUUGUAAUUAUGUAUAUGCUACAAUUGACGAAUUUACUGCGUGGCUAAAUGGUGGGAUGAUCCAUUCUCCCUUCGAAAAGUAUUCUCCAGAUUUGUGGACAGCAUAUGCUGAUUAUACCUAUAUUGAUAGGCAUGAAGGCUUGCGAGUAUUGAAGUCCGAUUUCGAUUGGUCUACCUGUCUCCCUGACUUAAAUCCAUUUGAUGGGACGACGUUUUGGCUGGCCUCAAGUGGAGCAUAUACCCCAUGCCAUUAUGAUACCUAUGGUAUCAAUUUGGUUGCGCAGAUCUUUGGUCGAAAGCGUUGGGUAUUAUUUUCCCCAAAUGAUUCCGUCUAUUUGUAUCCAACUCGUAUUCCCUUGGAAGAAUCUACGGUGUAUAGUCAAAUCAACAUGCUUUCUCCUGAUUUUAAAUUACACUCAUUAUUCCAUAAUGCUACCCCUCUUGAAACAAUUUUAGAGCCUGGAGAUUGCCUCUUAAUACCGAGACACUGGUGGCAUUUUGUGCAAUCUUAUGGCGACGAACCAACAUGCUCGAUAAAUCUCUGGCUGGACCAGCCGAUCUAUGAUCAAGAAGAACGACUAGGGGAAGCGCUUACACAGAUCUUGGCCUAUUCACUUAGCCGAAGCAUGUUAGAUUUCGAUUUUGAUCCACUAGAACAUUUAAAUGAGAAGGAACAAGAUAACUUUCUUUCAGAUGACUGUUUUCCUACUCUCUUGAACAGUACUGGUCAAAUUAUUCGAUCUAUUCAUAUGAAAAAAACAUCAGAGAGUGAGUCAGGCAGUGCUAAAGAAUAUCGACUUAGUGGUUGGCAAUCUGUCGGAAAAAGGGCUAUUUGUGAUGUGUUUCCUUCGCAUGGUGUGUCAAACACGGCACUUAGCGAAACACCCUUGACUGUGAAAUUACUUCGCGCAUUCACACAUCCUGAUGUAAUUUAUGCUGUCAGAAAACAUAUUUUAGGGUAA